Molecule: messenger RNA, 3420 nt
Organism: Blastomyces gilchristii SLH14081
Lineage: Eukaryota; Fungi; Ascomycota; Eurotiomycetes; Onygenales; Ajellomycetaceae
Exons: 1
Coding region: 908-2770 (620 amino acids)
Molecular function (GO): protein binding
Source: RefSeq, a predicted model, not a curated record
UUGACGGCGACUCCGCCGGGGAGAUUCUACACAGAAGGGCUAACUUAAUGGCGAUGAGUGUCCACGGUACAUGUAAUGUACAUGUACAAGCCAAGUUCUGCGAUGCCGUAGGUUAACAAUUCGAUUAUUAAUGCUUUCAAAAAAGAUCAAGAUCAAAACGAUCGAACCUAGUGAGCCAAAUUAUCGCCCAAGGCAAACCUAUUGAAUUUCCUUGAAGCUAUCCUAUCCGGGAAAAGAGUAGGAUGUCUUUCCCUUGUGGCGAGCUAAAGACCUGAUAUGAUACCCGUGGCCUUUGGUCUUGUUUCUCGUUUUAUGUCAGUCUUGAGAAAGCUGGGCAGGUAAUGGAUGUUAAAUAUCCAAGAGCACCCACCAGUUUUGUACAGUUUAGGCAUGAUGGAAGCUGUCCCAUCUCCACUGUCCAGUUAUAUGGAUUGGUAAAUAAAGAUUUCUCUUUCAAAGUCAACAUUUCUUCCUCUUUUUCCUUUUAGGAAGAUUCUUGUCAGUCAAUUUGAUACAAGAGGUGGGACCUAUGAACUUUGUACUGCACAAGCUGUAUGGCGACUGGAGCUUAUCAGCUUGAUGGCACAUAUCUGAACUAGGAGGGUAUCUGAUUUUCACAGGAUUUCAUGAGACCAAGUAUGCUUUCAUAUCUGAUGGCAAUUUUACAAAGGAUUCAGAGGAAGAGACCUAAUAUUUUCCUUGAUCCAUUAUAUAAAACACAGUUCAUCCGCCAAGAGAAAGAAUGAGGCUCAACACAGCCCCUGACAUUUGUGCUUUCUCCUCUGCACUCAUUCUCAUCUGAGCUUUCUUUACCAUCAUUAUAUGAGGGCUACCCUUUUACUUGUUUCCGUGCUUCGUACCUUUCGAAUUUUACAGCCCUGUGGAGGCCCCUUGAAUCAACGUCAGAAUGGGGCCACUUCACCCAAGACCUCGUUAUAUGACCGGCCACCUCCCCUCUCCACGCAUGCUUAAUUGCGAAAUUUCGAAAUACCAUAGCCCACAAAUGGAUCUUAAAGAAGCCGUUUACUCCCUAGCUGCCGCAGUCCUAUACGCCCGGCACUCGCAGUACGUCGAAGCUCUCGAGGAGCACACUGACUUCCUUCGGCGGAGUUCCUCUCUUAUGUCCCGCGCACCAGUCUGGUUCAACAUCGGAUCCCUCUGGGCUUCAGUGGGCGAUCUCCGUCGAGCAUUAGACGCAUACGAGCUCAGCAUCAAUGAGGAUCGCGAAUUCACAAUAUCUUGGUUUAACAAGGGGAUCUGUCAUUUCCUACUGAGGGAAUACUGCGAAUCGAAGAACACUUUCCGGAAAUGUUCCUCCACUUUCAGAAUGUUCUCUCAGGUCAAAUCCUUCGAUGAGUAUAGUCUGGAUUUCGUCCUUGUGAAAAAUGAUGUCGUGUGGAAUGCCAACGUUGCCAAACGCCGCUGUCAGAUGCAAAUGACAGUGUGUGGGGUGGACGCGCUCGAACUGAAGUUACGGCGUGGUCACCUUAGCCUGUUUCUCGGACCGCAUAAGGAUUGUUUCAAAUCAAAUGAGAUGUUUUUAAACAAGUGCCGAUCCAGAUGGAAGGAGACCUUGUCAUUAGUCCCUCGUCCUUCGAUUAUUCGAAAGAAUUCCUACUACAAGCAACGGAAGCAUGCUUAUAUUGGUUUCCCAGAGAUGCAAGAGGGUGGCACCAAAGUCGUUCUCAAAGUCCCGGUCUCUAGAGGGCAAUCAGCAGCAAGCCACAACCCCCAGGAUCCACAACCCACAGCUAACGUUCCUGAGCUAUCACGUUUUCCGCUUGUAAUUCCACGCAAACAAGUUCCAACCGCCUCCUCACCAUCCUCUCGCCGAGGACCAAGCUCCUGUGACCGGGCAGCAAUAGUAAACGCAUUCCCCCUACCACCCCAAACUCUGAGGAGAAGAGGGCGCACUCCCAGUCCUAGCCUUGUGACUGAACAAGCUGAAGUACGUAGAAAUAGUGAAGCCCAAAUCCCAUCGCCGUUCGUACAACGAGAGCAGACACCUACACGAAACGGGACGACAUUUCCAUCACGAGGAGUUCCAAUCCCUAGAUCAGUGACUGAUACCUCGUUUAGGGCCCGACUGUCAGGGGCCAAUCGGACUCCUCUUCCCGCGUUUACAUUCCCCCCACCACCGCAGCCAGUGCCAAGCUUGAUGCAACAAGAGCUUCCACGGAUCUUAAACCUAGCAGUGGACCAUGACAGCAAUGAUAAUACUUAUGAUGUUAACAAUAACACAACAGCGGUCCAUAGGCACAUACCCAGCGGGUACUCCCACCAACUCUAUUACCCUAGCGGCCUUCUAGCAAGAUCAUUCUCGACAAAUAUGACUGACAGAGAUGACGACUGCAACGUCACGGAACAGCACAACAGCGGAAAUGGGCCCAUGCACCGUGUUGUUGAUUCUGAUAGGACGCCUGAAGAGGACAACAGGAACGACUCCCAUACAUCUAUUACCACCGCUUCAGUUGAAGCAUCUGUGUCGCGAGAUUCCUUCUAUUCGGCCCCUGAGGCACUGAAUAAUAUGAUGAGCGAAGUAAUGCUAUCGCCUUCAUCAUCGACCUCAUGCUCCACCUCCACUACUAACGUGUCCCGGGAAAAUUCCUAUAACCCGCGCCUCCGUCGACGGAUAUUUGAAACUAUGCUCGUAUUUCUACCGAUUACCCAAUCAGGCGCCAUAGCACGCAGCCGGCGUCGCUAUGCUGGUGCUGGUAGGGCUCCUGUGAACGAACGCCUGCUAGAAAAUGACUAUGGGGGCGAAUAUUGAGGAUGAGGGUGAGCGAGCGAACAGAGUUGGGAGCAUGAAAAGAAAACCCAAACCAGAUUGUCAUGGCACUCCAAGGACUAAUUUUAGUUAGUUACGGGGGCUGAAUGUAUGCAUAUAUUACCAAUAUCUUUUAUGCAUUCUGUAUUCCUUUCUUAUUCCUCUUUUUUUCAAUUUUUCUCACCCACUUGAGAAUGGAAAAGAAGAAACUAUCGACAAUUGUUACGCAGCGCUUAUCUACAUGGCAGCAAGAGGCAUUGAGAGGGACACAGCCCAGAGCAAUCCAUUUUCUCUUUCCGGUUAUCUUGAAAACGCAGGAUGCAUUCAACUACAAGGUGCAGUACAUUACAAACGGAACGGAAACAUAGAAGUAUGGAGCGGCAGGUAACUCGGAAAUCAACCCGUCCCCGGUUGUAUUUUACUUUCUCUCCCUCUUUUUCACCCGUUCUCGUUCGUUUGAUUUCUGGUCUAUCAAUAGUCAAGUCUGCUCUCUUGAAGUGAAAGGGGUGUAAAAAGGAGGCUGAACGGCGAUGGGAAGCAAAGAAACAACAGUCUCUUGUAGUAGUUUGAAUUAGCACAAUAUCAGUUAGUUACAUGUUUUCGAGACCACAAUUCAGAUUUAAGAAGAUACCUAUGUAAUACUCUAAUACUCA